This is a messenger RNA of Hyaloperonospora brassicae, 366 nucleotides long. The record is from the annotation of a GenBank genome assembly. NCBI's taxonomy places the organism in Eukaryota, Oomycota, Peronosporomycetes, Peronosporales, Peronosporaceae.
AUGUCGGCGAUCGGGGCUCUGCGCGAACUCGAGAAGGAAAAGAAACGACCCAACAAUGCUGGUGUCGUGAACCUGUUCCUGAAUCUGCCGACCCGUAUUCGUCAGUCUGGCCCCGUCAAGGGCGGCAUCAACUUUGCGAUCAAGAGCUGGAAGACUUCUGGCCGAUGGUUGUGGGUCCUCUCGACGACGUUGCUGGUGACGCUUGUGCCCCUCAGCAUCGAGAUGCUGCGUGAGGAGCAGACGAAUGAAGUGGUGAAAGAGCUCGUGAGCAAGGGCUUUAGUUACAACCAGAUCCAGGGAAUGGGCUAUAUGGUGUCGCAGCCGGACAGUACACUCGCGGCGCCAGCUGGAGGCGCCACUCAGUAA